UCUCUAUUUUAAUAAUGUUGAAAUGUGUUAGGAUGCCCUAAAUUUACUUGACGUUUAUCUAGAUAGCGUUUCAUUCCUGAGUUGAGUUAUGGCUUUAUAAGCGAACAUCUGAUUGGAUUGUAAAAAAAAACACAUUUCAGUCACAUGUAAUCCAAUUGGUUUAAAUGAUCAGGAAGUCCCUCGUACCCCUCACGCAAUUGGUUAAAACAGAUGCCAACUUCAUGACGUCAUUCCAAAAAUUGUGUGCUUUCACUGACUGACACAAGAAUGCCCUUCCUCAUCUCCUUGGAUGCUCACGGCUAACAAAACGUCACAGUGGACCGCACCAUCAGGAGUGGAUGACAGACGGACAGACCGUUUGGAACAAGCCCUGAGCUGGCUCAUCCCGGUGGGCUGCGGUAGCUCUAUUUGAAGGCUUUGGAGACCUGUGGCUGUCUCAAGAUGUCCAUGAGACGGACAGAAGGGGUGUCCAUCGCCCAGGCUUUGGCCAUGACGGUUGCGGAGAUCCCAGUCUUCCUCUAUUCCACAUUUGGUCAGUCCAUAUUUUCCCAGCUGAAGCUGACGCCGAGCUUGAAGAAAGUGCUCUUCGCCACGGCGCUGGGCAGCGUGGCGUUGGCGCUCACGGCUCAUCAUCUGAAGCGGCGAGGGAGGAAAAGGAAGCAGGCCAUCCAGGCCAAGGAGGGGCAGAAGACGGUGGGAAUGCCCGAAGCACUGCUCCGGACAGGAAGACCCUCGUCGUUGAAGAGAGUUCCGUUGUCGGGGCGACAGAUGAUGAGUCCGAGCACACGCAGCAACGACACUCUGAGCGGCAUCUCCUCCCUGGCCCCCAGUAAACACUCGAGUUCCUCGCACAGCUUGGCAUCUAUGCGAGUUCCGACCUCCCCGAAUCAGUCGGCCAACCCGCCGACACCCUGGGAGGCCGAGGCUGUGGUUGAAGAGUCGGGUGCAGCGGAGGACGCCAACGCAGAGAAUCUCUACUUAAUGGGCAUGGAGUUGUUUGAGGAAGCGCUCCGAAAGUGGGAACAGGCCCUGCUCAUACGCCACCGCACCCACUCCAGCAGCAACAGCAGCCUGGCUCUGCAGGGGGCAGCGAGCGGAGAUGCACCCACGGUUGAAGCCCACAAUAAAGUGCUUGCCGACAAGCUGGAGACUCUGCUGCACAGGGCGUACCACCUGCAGGAGGACUUUGGCGGCAGCAUCCCGACCGACAGCUUGCUGGCAGACUUUGAGAGCGUGGGGACGCUCAUCCUGCCUCCAGUGGAGAGGUUCCACAUGCUGCAGGACGACGACACCGCCACCAUUUCCUCUGACCAGUCCUUCUUCUCGGCCGCCGAGAUGUUUGACACCUUCUCUCUGGAGGACUCCUACCAGCUCCUCAAACCAGCGGCUCUCUAUGAAGAAGCCUUGGCCCUGGUCAGGGAGGACAAAGUGGCCUACAGGUCUCUCAGGACUGAACUGCUUGAAUGCUACGGCAACCGAGACUUCCUGGCCAAGCUUCACUGUGUCAGACAAGCGUUCCAGGUUCUGCUGCUGGACGAGACUCACCGCACGUUCUUCAUGGAGACCGGCAAGCAAAUGAUUGCCGGCUUGAUGGUGAAGGCAAACAAGAGUCCUAAAGGCUUCCUGGAGAGCUACGAGGACAUGUUGCUGUAUACGCAGCGAGAGGAAACGUGGCCCGUCACCAAGAUGGAGCUGCAUGGCCGUGGGGUGGUGUGCAUGAGCUUCUUUGACAUCGUGCUGGACUUUAUCCUGAUGGACGCCUUCGAAGACCUGGAGAACCCUCCCUCCUCGGUCGUGGCGGUGCUGAGGAACCGCUGGCUCUCGGACAGCUUUAAAGAGACUGCUCUGGCCACAGCUUGCUGGUCUGUCCUGAAGGCAAAAAGACGUCUUCUCAUGGUUCCCGACGGCUUCAUCUCACACUUCUACGCCAUAUCGGAGCACGUGAGCCCGGUUUUAGCUUUCGGCUUUUUGGGCCCCCGGCAGCACUUAAGCGAAGUGUGUACUAUUUUUAAGCAACAAAUCGUGCAGUACCUCAAGGACAUGUUUGACCACGACAAGGUCCGCUUCAACUCGGCGCAGUGCUUGGCCGAAGACAUCCUGAAACUUUCCCACCGCCGGAGUGACAUUUUGCUGGGCUACUUGGGCAUUGAUGGGCUCCAGGAGCUCAACGGCGCGCCGCCUGCCGACACGUUCGCGAGCCUCACUGACUGACAACAUCAACUCACGCUUUGUCACUCGCCAUUGUGAAGAAGGAGGGAGGAGCGGAGUUAUCAGCCGCAGCCAAUCAGUCAAUUCCCCCUGCAAUCACAUGAUCUCAGGCGCGAGGAGGAGCUCGCUAGGAAUGAAGGGACCACUUGCCUGUAGACUGCACCGCUGGAUUGGCAGCAGUUUUGCUUUGUCACUUUCACAUCAUCAGCCUGUGAUCUUGGAGAUAUCUUACAGGUGUGAAUGACAGUCUGCCUGUUUCUGUUGUGUACCGUAUUUUCCGGGCUAUAUUGAAGCCGAGCCCACCAAAUUUUAGAAGAAAUAAAUAUUUUCACAUAUAUUAACCGCAGCGGACCAUAAGCCGCACAUAUAUGCCGGUAAGAAAGAGUUUGUAAAUUUUUAUUUACAUACCUUAAUUGUUUCCAAACAGUGUUUGUAAAUUAUUUUAUCAAACAAAACAGAAGUCUCGUCAUGGACUUACUAGCUGCGGAGGCUAGCUCUCCAAACAGCUAACUAGACUCGAUAACUCCACUGUGAUGUUUUGGUGAAUUUAGGAAAAAAAUAUUUAAAAAGAUUGCCAUUGUAAGUUAAUAAUAAUAACACGGACGCUCACAUAACGUGUUAGCAUAUUAGCUAAUGCUAACCACGAUAGCUGGAUUACGAUAGCCCGUACAAAUAUGCAUGAAAACACUACUACAGACAUCACACAUGGGACGGCUUAGUAAGUAUGAAUAGUUUUAGUUGUAUUGUAAAACUUACAAACGUUGCUUGGAGUGAUGAAUGAAGAAUCCCUAUGAGCAAAAACGCUAUGGACGAAUACAUCCGGUUCAAGGAACGAAACAGGAAGUACAUUUUCAACCCGCAGCACCUGCAGUGAGCAAACUCGUUCAAAAGACGGCGCCAUAGCACAAACAAUAACACACCUUUUCAGUGUCUCUGUCAGUGUAUUAUGAAAAAGUAGUGGCUUAUAGUACGGGAAAUACGGUAUUUUAUCGUAAACAAUACCUGCUAAAUGAAUUUGAAUUCUACUUGAAUCUGAAUGCAGCUAUAUAGGAAUCAUUUUAUUUAUAUAUAUAUAUAUAUAUAUAUAUAUAAUUUUUUUUUUUCAUUUAGUUUUAAUUGUCUGUGGGAAUUGCUAAAUAUACAUAUGUUACUGUGGACUUGUCACAUUCCUUGCUGCACGGGGACUUGUUUUUUUUCUGGAGUUGUGAAAUGCCGAUUUGACAUUUGUUAAAAGCGACUGAUGAAAUGUAACAAUGUACAUCACCACCACCACCACCACAAAUGAAAACAUAACACAAAACGCGUAUUUACCCAUGCAAUGCCUCUUUUACAUUUACAAUAUCUUACACACAAUAUCUUCUGAGAACAACUGAACUGACCAUAAGAGGAAACAUGUCCCCCUGGUGGUGAUGGAUAACAUUACAUUGUUUGUAAUUUUGCAACUGGAUGUCAAACAGGCACAUUGUAACCUACAUGAUUGCACUGAUUACCUUAAAGUUAUCCAACUUUAUAAUUUGAUGCCCUUAAAGUGAAUUAACUAGCUGUAAAUAUGGAAUGAUACAGGCCAUUAGAAUGCAUUUAUGCCUUUUGGGUGUUAACAUUAUGUCUCAUAUGUUAAUAUUAUGAUAAUGUACAUAAGAGAUUAUCUUUCCCACAAAACUAUAUGAAAAUACGUUUCCUUUGUCUGACAUUUACUAUAAUAUUUAAUCCAUCAAUGUUUAGUUGACUAUCAAACAUCCAGUUCCAAAAACAAUGUUAAUACUGUUUUUUUCUUUUGAGAACAGUUGUUGCAUGUGAAUGUGUAGAAUCAUUCAUUUAAACCCAAUUUAUACAAGUACGUCUUGAAGAAAAUGUUAUGGAAACACUUAGUAAAAAAUGAAAUCUAAAGGGAAAAUACUUGUUUUUAAAACUGCAUCAAGAGUCCUCUUCAUGUAUUUAUAUCAUUUUAAUUCUAAUGCUUGUAUCAAGUGUAAAUGGGUGUUGAUAUUCUAUAUUAAAUGUUAUUUUUUGUUAUCAACAAAUAGUAUGUCAAUGUUUAAUGAUUUGACUAAAUGUAUAGCUUUAAAAAAUAUUGCGUGUGUUUAGUGUUUGAGACUUUGAAGUGUGU
This is a messenger RNA of Nerophis lumbriciformis (worm pipefish), 4315 nucleotides long. RefSeq names its product mitoguardin 2 (gene miga2). NCBI's taxonomy places the organism in Eukaryota, Metazoa, Chordata, Actinopteri, Syngnathiformes, Syngnathidae. The record is from RefSeq and is a predicted model, not a curated record. Gene Ontology annotation, biological process: mitochondrial fusion.